Glossina fuscipes is the source of this 1936-nucleotide messenger RNA. RefSeq lists its product as uncharacterized. Gene Ontology annotation, cellular component: nucleus. The transcript is spliced from 9 exons. The coding region runs from base 761 to 1894 and encodes 377 amino acids. Lineage: Eukaryota; Metazoa; Arthropoda; Insecta; Diptera; Glossinidae. The record is from RefSeq and is a predicted model, not a curated record.
ACAUUUGGAUGUAUUGUCAAAUUUUGUAACGGCAGGAAACUCAUUUCCAAUUGAUCGGUUUGCAUAAACUAAUGUCAUGAUACCAAGCGGCUGAAGUGUGCAUCUCCCACUCACGGCACAUUUGAGCAAAAUAUGUCCACAGAACAUCCCCCCUUUCAAUACUUGUACAAAAUUUUGCAAACUUUUUUGAGAGUAGAGUAGCAUUGCUUUCAAUUAAAAAAAGGCACCUACCAAUUAAUAUAUGUUUGAGGAAAGCUCAACUUAAUGCCGAUAUUCUCCCUUUUAAAAAUCCUCCACACGAGGCUUCGCGCACCAUUCAUAACUCUAUUUCGAAAAAAUUGGAUUAAUACGCGCCCAAACUUUGGAAGCAGAAUAUUUUACAAAAUUCGUGCACCCAUGUCCUCAACUUCACUUCCCUUUUCUUCAUCCAAGAAAAUUUAACUGCGCCGCAUACUCAUUAUCAGUUUUUAACAGCCAAAGCUUACUACUAUUUCUCUGAAUCCCAAUCUCGAAUGAAGGGUACAAAAGUUGACUAAGCUCACUUUGCUCCUAUGCCUGGUCCUCAUCAUUUACAAGGAAUCGAUGAAAUUAAUCUAUCCGCUUAUUGGAGACUUGGACUGGUGCAGUUACCGUCAUCAGUGCUACUUGCCAAUCACCUUUAAUUGCUAUUUUUCGUUUAAUUGAACGAUCUCUUCAGAAAUUUGCUGGACAUACAUAGGCCACGCUUCAAUCGCUCAAAACUCGAAGAAAUAGUGAAACAAUGUCAACUUCAAAAAAACAAAUGGGGCUAAUGUUGGGUUUCAUCGCAGACCACCCGGAAAUGGCGAAAAAUUACAACGAAUGUACAGCGCAAAAACGUGAACAUCUGAAUAGAUUGUGGGACGAGCUAACUACAGAUCUAAAUUCACUCGGUUUGCCGAACAAAAGUUUAGCGGGGUGGCGAAAAGUUUGGGCAGAUCACAAAUACAAAGCAAAAAAAAAGUUGAGGAGCAAGAGAAUGUUACUUCACAAAAGUGGAGGAAGGUCGAGCGAGGAGUUACCAUUGACAUCUAAUCAAGGGAGAAUUGUUGAGUUGACAAAUUUAGAGACAACAAUCGUGGGCGAUGCAAUUAACGACGAUCCUUUGUUGUCCACAAGCAUAACACUGCAAAGCCCUACUAUGAUGGACUGCUUGGCUGAGGAUCCUAUUCCAACGUCAAUCUCAAAGAAGCAACUGGAGGUAAUGCUGAGUUUCAUCUCAGACCACCCGAAAAUGGCCCGAAAUUUCAACCAAUGUACUGCCCAGGAACGUCAAAAUCUGAAUAGAUUGUGGGAUGAGCUAAGCACGGACCUAAAUGCAAUGGGUUUGCCGAAUAAAAGUUCAACGGGGUGGAGAAAAGUUUGGGCAGAACAAAAGUACAAGACAAAAAAAAAAUUGAGGACCCACAGAAUGUCCUAUCAAAAAACCGGGGAGAUAACACUGACACCCAAUCAAGAGCUAAUUGUUGAACUGGCAAAUUUGGAGACAGCAAUCAGUGGCGAUCCAAGUAAAACUUUUGAAGACGACACAUUGCCGUCUACAAGUGGAACACUGAGAAGCGCUAACAUGAUGGAUUCCUCGGGCGAGGACGACAUUCCAACUCCUCCAAGAAAGAAGCGAAAGUGGGCAUCCCAUAAUGAAAUGGCAGAAAAGAUUAAUACACGCUCUGAUAUCUUGGAUUUGCUUCGGGAGCACAUCAAAGGUGAACAAGAAUACAAGAAGAAAAAAUUGCGACAACAAGAAAAAAUAGCGCAGCUAUUAAGGGAGAGAAACGAGGAGGAGAGGUCGUUCCACUCUAGCAUGUUAAAGUUGAUCAAAGAGAAAAACGGUCUCCUUCGACAAAUACCACGCGAAUUCGAAAGUGAAGAGGAUUAAUACAAAGUUAAUUUUAUUUAUUUCCUGUCCUCACUGCUUAUU